GUAGAGCUACAAUGUCAUUGCUGAUUUCUAGCGUAUAUGAUCGUGUGCGCUAUGUAGUAUGUAUGUGUGCAGAUUUGUAGUUGUUUCCCUGUGUAUAAUUGGAUCCACCGCAUGCAUCCAUUCCCCACCAUUGUUGUAUAUCCACCCAUUCAUUGGACAGCACCAGGUGUAGGUUAUUUCUCUGGAAUUAUUCAGAGAAAGUACCCCCUUCUAUUGUACUGUAUGUGGAAGUACAGUGCUGAACUUCUGAUAAUAUCUAUGAGAGGAAUGUGAAUUAUUCUGCUACUCUUAUGACUCCCCGAUGAAUUUUCAGCUGUAAAACUCCUAGAUUAUUCAGACACUCUGUUUUUGCACUGUAUACGAAUUUGCAGAGGCUCAGGCACAACGCAAAGUGUGCGCGUAAACGACGGGAGAAGGCGUAUUUCUCCUGUACGUCAAGCCCUCUAUGAAGCGGUAUGGAUAAGGCUGGCUGAACGCGGCCGCGUGUUCCAACUCCCACCUCCGUCUCCGGCGGGAAGCGGAGACCUCCCACUACCACUCCGGCGGCCAUGGCCACCAUUGUCGCCGCCGCCGUAUCAAACCUCUGCCUCCGCCUGCCGUCGACACUCCCCUGUACAGUUUCCUUCCCCACCCGCCUCUCGCGCAUUCCACGCGCUCCGCCGCGACGUCUCCGGACGGCCGCCUCGCGAACCCUAGCAGCGCCCGCCACGUCGGAAGUCCCGGAGGCGGAGGAGCUGCGGCUGGAGGCUGAGUCCGCGCUGGAAUGGGGCGGCGUGUGCGCGCGGCUGGCCGACUUCGCCGCCACCGCCGCGGGCCGCGCCGCCUGCGGGGAGGGCCGGGUCCCCGUCGGCCGCAGCCGGGAGGAGAGUGAGCGGCUGCUCGAGCAGACCGCCGCCGCGUCGCUGCUUACGGCGCCGCUGGAUUUCGGCGGCGUGGGCGACGUGUCCGCCGUCGUAGCCGCGGCCGCCCGUGGCCGGCUGCUCGCCGUGCGGGAGAUAUGCGGCGUCGGGCGCAGCCUCCGGGCCGCGCGCGGGGUGUUCGACCAAGUGAAGAGGCUCGCCGAGGAGAUGCCAGCAGAUGGGAGGUAA
This is a messenger RNA of Triticum dicoccoides, 1088 nucleotides long. RefSeq lists its product as uncharacterized. The transcript has a single exon. Lineage: Eukaryota; Viridiplantae; Streptophyta; Magnoliopsida; Poales; Poaceae. Gene Ontology annotation, biological process: mismatch repair. The coding region runs from base 549 to 1088 and encodes 179 amino acids. The record is from RefSeq and is a predicted model, not a curated record. Gene Ontology annotation, molecular function: ATP binding; ATP-dependent DNA damage sensor activity; mismatched DNA binding.